AGCAGAAGUUCUCGAAGAGGCAGAAGACUGGGGUCGCGAAGAAGGAAGGCUUUGCUAAUUCAAAUGGCGACAACACGAGACAAUGAGCAAGGUGGUGAAAACCAGGGAGCAAGAGUCGGUGGUGAUCAAGAUGGUGAUAUCGUCGAGGGAGGUGGACGACAGGGUGACGGCGUUGUCCCACUGGAAGUUGGUGGCGGCAACGACCAACAAGGUGGAGGUGGUGGCGGCGUUGUCCAACUGGAAGUUGGUGGCGGCAACGACCAACAAGGUGAAGGUGGAGGUGGUGGCGGCAAUCAACAAGAAAGAGCGUUGAUACUUCCGCAAAAUGGAAGUGAUCGAGGUGAAGGAAGCGCUCGAGGAAGGGGAAGAGGACGAGGAGAUGGAAAUAGGAGAAGUCGUGGAAAGUGGAGAGGUCGUGGAAAGUGGAGAGGUCGGGGAAAGUGGAGAGGUCAGGGAAAUUGGAAUGACCAAGGGAAUUCUUCAGGUCGGGGAAAUGGAGGAGUGAAUGUCCCCGGACAAGGAAGAGGAGGGGAAAAUAGGCGGGGGGGCGGUGAUUGGGACAAUAGAAGAAGGCGCACCAAUUACCAGAGACCGGGACAAACUAUAUACUGUCAAACAGUAAUUUACAAUUAA
Messenger RNA from Leptopilina boulardi, 633 nucleotides. RefSeq lists its product as uncharacterized. Bases 64 to 633 code for a protein of 189 amino acids. The record is from RefSeq and is a predicted model, not a curated record. The transcript is spliced from 5 exons. NCBI's taxonomy places the organism in Eukaryota, Metazoa, Arthropoda, Insecta, Hymenoptera, Figitidae.